Molecule: messenger RNA, 1331 nt
Organism: Cajanus cajan (pigeon pea)
Lineage: Eukaryota; Viridiplantae; Streptophyta; Magnoliopsida; Fabales; Fabaceae
Molecular function (GO): oxidoreductase activity
Source: RefSeq, a predicted model, not a curated record
CUCACGAGCUAGACGAGCACACCCUAAUCCAUUUGGCCUAAUAGGGUCGCGAGCUAGACGAACAGGCCAAAGGAGAUUGAGAAAUCAAAAUAUUAAAAAGUUAACAUCAUGUGUAUUUUUCCUUCCAAGGGAGAGAGGGAGUAACACGUUGACUACACUUCGGAAGGAGCAAUAAAGAGAGAGAUUCGCGAGUCUGGAAACAAAUGAGCGUGAGGGGAGAGGAAAAAGCGCUGGAGCCAUGGCAGAACCUAAACGACAAAGUCGUUUUGGUGACGGGUGCUUCCGCGGGGCUCGGCCGAGACUUUUGCAUCGACCUCGCCAAGGCCGGCUGCUACGUCGUCGCCGCCGCUCGCCGCCGUCAUCGCCUCACUUCGCUCUGCCAACAAAUCAACCGACUCUGGCCCUCGCCCGCCGGAAACUGCCGCGCGGUCGCCGUGGAGAUCGACGUCGCCGCCGAUGGCCCCGCCAUCGAUGAGGCUGUGCAGAAGGCCUGGGACGCCUUUGGACGCAUUGAUUGCUUGAUUAACAACGCUGGUGUCAGAGGGAGUGUUAAAUCACCCUUGAAGUUGUCCGAGGAGGAUUGGGAUCAUGUUUUCAAGACUAACCUAACUGGUUGUUGGUUGGUGUCAAAAUAUGUAUGUAAACGCAUGUGUGAUGCCCAGAUUAAAGGAUCAAUUAUUAAUAUUUCUUCAGUUGCUGGUUUAAAUCGGGGGCAAUUGCCUGGAGCUGCUGCUUAUGCAUCUUCAAAGGCAGGAGUCAACAUGCUGACUAAGGUCAUGGCUUUGGAAUUGGGGAAGCACAAAAUUAGAGUGAAUUCCAUAUCACCUGGAAUUUUCAAAUCUGAAAUCACUGAAAAUUUAAUGCAAAAAGAUUGGCUGAAUGACGUGGUCAAGAAAAUAAUACCUUUGAGAAAACUAGGUACUUCGGAUCCAGCAUUAACAUCGCUUGCUCGUUAUCUAAUUCAUGAUUCUUCAGAGUAUGUCACAGGCAACAAUUUCAUUGUCGAUUUUGGAGCCACCUUACCAGGUGUCCCUAUUUUUUCUUCUCUAUGAAUAAUGUGUUCAUCGUCAACACCAAAAGAAAUACUAAUAAACAAUUCUAUUAGAUAUCUUCAAAUUAUAUGAUGUGGAGUUCUGAAGUCUAUGUAUAUGGAGAAAUAUGUGGAGUGGCUAUACCCUUGAUCUUGGUCUGCAAAUGAUUUGGAGAUAUCUGUACAAAUUGUGUUACAUAACUACGUUGUUUUGCCACUGUAAAUUUGAUAAUUUAGCAGUAAUGUCAUAUGAUACAAAUUGUUGUCAGAUGAAUGGAGUUAUUACGAAUAUUUUCUUCCA